Maniola jurtina (meadow brown) is the source of this 6353-nucleotide messenger RNA. RefSeq names its product protein daughterless (gene da). Lineage: Eukaryota; Metazoa; Arthropoda; Insecta; Lepidoptera; Nymphalidae. Bases 409 to 2316 code for a protein of 635 amino acids. The transcript has 15 exons. Gene Ontology annotation, biological process: regulation of transcription by RNA polymerase II. Gene Ontology annotation, molecular function: RNA polymerase II cis-regulatory region sequence-specific DNA binding; protein dimerization activity; DNA-binding transcription factor activity, RNA polymerase II-specific. The record is from RefSeq and is a predicted model, not a curated record. Gene Ontology annotation, cellular component: transcription regulator complex.
UAAAGAAUCGUGGUGGCAACACUGAGCAAAGUGAGCGGCAGUCGGCCAUGGCUGUUUAGUUACGUAUGUCGCUCCGGGCAGCGCGCAUCAAUCGCGUACUGAAAAAAGUUUUUUUUUUAUAUAACAAAGUGUUGUGCUUCAGUAUUCGGUGUUUAUAUUAAACACGCAUUGUCUCGCUGUGUUCACGUCCACGGAUUGUUUAUGUUAGAAGUGGGGGGAAAAAGAAAAAAGGGGGGAAAUUGUGUACUGACGACGGUUUUUUAUUUUUUUUAUUUUUUGUACUCUGGUCGUGAUAAGUGAUAUUGUACAAAGGAAACUGCUUGGAAAGGUUUUGAUGCAGAGACAAACUUCAAAUUAAAAACGAAAUGGCCGAAAGAACUGAGUGAUGUGCGCGGAGACACCAAAACAAUGGCAAUGCGUCAUGACGUCAUGGAGCAGAGCUUUCUCCCUGCAGACCCACCGCCUGGCCCAGACAUGGGGUACCAACCGAAAUCCGACCUCGCCACCGAGUACUUCAACACCUUCAACCAGAUCUGUGAGAACUACCGCUCUGACUCCGACAUCAACCUUCGACAGACAUCAGAUUCUUUACGGUUAACAUCAGAGAUACUUGAUGGUGGUAGAGAAGAGUAUAUCAGCACGGAUUUCAUUGGGAAGGGGAGGGACUACCAGCAUGAUUACGCUGAGAAGGUGUUUCUAAGUGGGAAGGAUGACCAGAUAUUCCAGUUUGGGCAGCCUGACGCGUCUGCGUUGUUAAGGCACAGAGCCAGGAGAAGAUAUAAUGAAGAGCAUGGGUUGCAACCUCCACCUGCCACCAGUCAAGAGAGUGGGUAUGGCAGCGAUGAGUUCGGGCACGACUCGCCGAGCCGGUACGCGUCGCCGAAGGGCGCAGGGAACGGCGCUGGCUACCAGGAGCCAUACUACGGCGGCGAGUGGGCGGCCGGUUACUACCAGCCGCCGCCGCCGCCGCCCUACCACCACGACCCUUACGCCACGUCGCCAGGUAUAGCGGGUGCGCCGGCAGCGGACGCGAGCGCGGCCGGCGGGGCGGAGCUGCCGCUGCCGCCCAUGUCCUCAUUCCGGGCGGCGGCGCCGGUGCACUCGCCCAGCGAUCCCAUGAUCGUCGCCAAGCCUCCCAUGCAGCCUAUGUACGCGGGCGCGGCAAGCACGCCGGGCGCGGGCGGGGAGGCGGGCAGCCUGUCCUCGUACGGGUCCUCCCCCUCCACGCCGGUGCACUCCCCCCCGCCGCUACACGCACGCCUCUACCCGCCGCUCAAGCACUCGCCGCACCACGCGCACCACCAGCACCACAACGGACAGCAAGCAAACUGGGUGUCAACAGGCGUUUCGUCACCACCUUCAGCAGCAACCCCCCACGCGCCAAUCCCUGGCCCCGUCAUACCCAACGGACACCAGCAUGUUGUGUUCCCACCUGUCAUGGGCGCGCCGGCCGAGCAGAGACAACUAGACGAGGCCAUGGUCUUCCUCCGCGAGCAUUCCGACGUCGGGGGUGCGCGAAUGGAGGAGCGGUUGGACGACGCUAUCAACGUCCUCCGCAACCACGCGGAAGCCCCGGAGCUGUACCCCCAGGAUGUACAUCAUCCGCACCAGCCUCCACCAGUGAGUCGGGUGGGCGUACCGGGAGCCCUGCCGCACCUGCACACGGAGCCGCCCGUCAAAAUGGAGAGACAUCUGCUGCCCAAUACCAAAAAACGCAAAGAGCCCCCGGACUCAGGCCUGGACUCGAAACCGUCAUCGUCCGGGUCAGCCGACGCGCUCGCGAAGGGACCCGGCUCCAAGCGCUCCCGACGGUAUGGGUACAGCUGCUCCUCAGCCGACGAGGACGACCUCGACCCCGACGCCAAGGCGGCGCGCGAGAGAGAGCGGCGCCAGGCCAACAACGUGCGAGAGAGUUGCUCAUCCGCCGACGAAGGUGACGACGAAAUGGACCCACAAGCCAAAGCUCUACGGGAGAAAGAGAGGCGGCAAGCUAACAAUGCUAGGGAAAGGAUAAGGAUAAGGGACAUAAACGAAGCGCUAAAAGAGCUGGGUCGGAUGUGUAUGACGCACCUGAAGAGUGACAAGCCGCAGACCAAGCUGGGCAUCCUCAACAUGGCUGUGGAAGUCAUCAUGACGCUGGAACAGCAAGUCAGAGAACGUAACCUGAACCCGAAAGCGGCGUGUCUAAAGCGACGCGAAGAGGAAAAAGCGGAAGAUGCUCCCAAACUACUCGCCGCGCCCUUGCACCACUACCAACCCAUGCCUGGCAUGGGCCAGGUGUCAGGGCAGCCUCCCUCAGGGCCGCCGCAGCAAUAGCGACGCCCCUCGCGCCUCUGCGCGCUGCCGUGAACCCCUCCGACCCCCGUGAACCCCUCUCCACAACAGUUGGACCCCACCCGCGACCCCUAGCCGGUACUAGGGGGUGUUAGUCAUUUAUCUGUGUGAAUAUCUGUGAAAUAUGUUUAAGUAUUGCUUUUAAUGCGAAAAAUGUUUUUUUUUUAAAGUGGAUUUUUUUAAAGUUUUUAUAUGGAAAAAUAAUUUUAUUAUUUAUUGAAAAUUAAAAUUUUCGUAUAUUUUUUUCAACUCAACAUUUUUUCUGUCAGUAUUUUUUCUGUUUUCUUGAACUGUCAUAGUUUUUUUUUAUCUUUUUUGUUAAAUUUUUGAUAGCGUGACAUAACUAAGUUCAGAUAAUUUUAAAAUCUUCCUUUACUACUUUUUCAUAUAAUUUUGAAAGAUUUUUUGCAUUUAAAGCGAUACUAAAAUAUAUUCUAAUAAAUUAAAUCACACACUACAUAAAUAUUAAAAGGCGUUACUUUAAUUUAAAAAAAUAGAUUUAAAAAAUCCCAGUGAUUUUAUUUUAUACACUGACGUCAUUAGCACACGUCUGUACUCUGUAGUUCAAAUUGUUACUCAGGUACACCCAAGCGCGUCUGUAGACGCGUUUUACUUUUUUAUUCUGUGGUGAUUAUAAAAAAAAAUAGACUACAAUUUCCAAAGAGUGUUGAAAAAGCAGUGCGUAGUGAAUAACCGGACUUGAAUAGUUAAGUGUGUAUAUUAUAGUUUUAUAAUAUAAACGGAUGACGUCAUACAGUGGAGUGACGUUAGAUGACGUCAAACACCCAAAGACAUUGGGUUAUCCACAAUUGUAAAAUAAAAUAGCCUAGAUUUAUGUAUAGGUAGCCCUUUAGUGUAAUAAUUGAUAAAAUAGUAUAUACGGAAAAAAAGAUAUUUUUAAUUACAUACCGAUUUUAAAUAUUAACUUUUUUUUCGCUGCCAUAAGCGUAGGUUAUACUUAUAAGGUUCCGGAGUCCAUUUUUUUUAUACAAACAUGGCAACAUCGCUCGUCGUAUCAUUUUGGUUGAUUUUUUUUUUCACAUGGAGUUUUUUUUCAAAAUGUGCUCAGCAGCUAAAGUUUUAACGCUUGACAAUAAAUCCGAAAGUGGACUUCGGAUAUAUCAAGUUAUGUCUAGGUAUGAUUUUGAGCGGAUGUUUGAAAAAAUCGAGCGAUUUUCGCAUUUAUUGCGACUAAUUAGGUUCUUUUUUUGGUUUUUGGUUUAUAAUUGAUUUCCAAUAUUGAUUUUUUUAACGAAAUCAAUUAUAAAUCGAAUAUUUAUUGUGGUAAGUACGAAAAUCGCUCAGUUCGUCGAUAUUUUUUUGUAAAUGUGUGAAGUGGAAACAAUAGAAUGAACGUAUUGUCACGCCAAGCCAAAAAAAUAAGAUUUUUGGUUAAAAUUAUCGAAUAAUUUUAUUUACAAGGUUUUCAAAUCGGCAAUAGGUAACAUUUACAUACUUUUGUAGUGAAUAUUUUACAAGGUUUUUUUUUUAAUAUUUCAAUAGUAGUUUUUACAGAAAUCUGAAUACUUUUACAUUAAUUGUAAGUAAUAAAAAUACUCUUAAAGUAGCGAAAAAAUCAAUUUUUUUUUUUUGCAUUUUAACGUGUGUUUUUAUUUAACUAAUCUCAAAUACUGAUUUUUUUGGCUUUGCGUUGCAAUGUUUGAAUAAUUAUUAUGAUUGAUCAUUAGACAAAACUGGCUGCUAACUUAUGUAUAUGUACUUAAGAAUUUUAUUAUUUUAAUAAAAUCAGCUAUCUCACACUCCAGUGAAAAAUGAAUUUUUUAAACCGGUUAAUUUACGCUUUUGCGUAUCUUUAUUAUUUUUUAUUUUACACACGUUUUUUUUUUAUAAAUUAAAUGUAGCUCUUAUUUUUUUUUUUGAUUUUGUACUUAUACAUUAUAUUUUAUGUCAAGUUACAAAUGCAAAGAUUACUACACAAAAUAUUUUUUGUAAUAUUUAUAUAUGAUUUUUAAAAAUUAUCGAUUUUUUUACUGAUUUUUAAUUUAUUGAAUGAAAAAAAAUGUGUAAAUAAAUAUUUGCAUGAAUUUUAACGAAAUUGCACGAAAAACUAAAUAUUUUGUAUGGUAAACUUUGUUUUUUGCCAAAUUUUGACAGGACGAAUAUAUUUUUGAGUUUUUCGCAAAUUUUAUGAGUGAAAAAGAAUAAUGUUUCUUCGGCAUCUAAUAAAUAAUUUUAGCAAAAAAAAAACUAUUUAUACGAAAAUGCCAUAUUAUUUAAAUAUUUUUUGUAAUUUAUAGUUUAAAUUCUGCAUAAUAACAUAAUAUGAAAACAUAAUAAACUUUGAAAAAAAUUUGACACGUAAAAAUUAUGACGUAAUCAAUUAAUUUGUGUAUAUAGAAAAAAAUUAUAUGAUAUUUAAUUUUGAAGCUCAAUAUUUCAAUCGUAUAUGAUUAUGUAUUUUGUAGUUGCAUUUUAAUUUUUUUUUUAUCAAAUCGAUUUUGUAUGAUACUGUUUUUUUUUUAAAUUAACGAUCGCUUUAAUACAUGACAGCGCUUUAGGAGUAUAGGAUGAUAUUAAGGGUAGAAUCACACUCAUAAAACAAGACACUAUUCGAAAUAACUUGAAGUUUUUUUUGCCUCAAAUCAAAUUGUUUUAAUUUCUAUUGCUAGAUUGAAGACCUCUCUAGUGCAGUGGUAAGCUCUGUGGUCUUUUGAGGUACUGGGUUCGAUUCCAGUCAGAAGCAAUUUAUAAUUUCUUUGUCUAAUCAGACCAGAGGGCCUAUUUCCUACCAGCAAAAACAACCACCAAAUGGUUUUGGCACGAAUUCGCAUAAAAACCUAUUAGAGGUAUGGGUUUAAUUAAACUGCCAUACUUCUUGCAAGUUAAUUCACUUUCAUCUUACACUAUCGUCAUUUAAUCACUUACCACCAGGUGCGAUCGCAUUCAAAAUGACUUGUCAUCUAAUAUAAUUAAAUAGUACACUAAUGGAAGCGGUGCUGAUUAUAUUUGUAGUCGAAAUCAGAUAUAGUUACUUUUGUUUAAGUUAGAACCUUGACUUAAGAGGGUUUUAAACACACCCUGGUAUAAAAAAAAAACUUCAUUACCACGCUUUGCUUUCAAUUCUUCUAGCAAACGCUUCCCAUCUUAGCCACAUUAUCAUUUUUUAUCAGGUAUAUAUAUGAUUUUGGUAAAGCGAUAAAUUAAAAAAAAUUAAGUAAUCCUUAACGUAGUUAUAAAAUAAUUACCUUGGUAUAGAAAUUAUUACAAUUUGAUUGAACUCAAAAAGACGCCGCGUUUUUCAAGUUGCGUCUUGUAUUAUGAGUGUGCUUCGGCCCAAUCUCUCUUGAUUGGAUCAAUUGCGAAUUGUACUCCAAAGUAGUCUCUCGAUUACGUACAGUACAGUUUGGAGCAGUUGUUUAGUUCUAAACUCUGUAUUAUAUAGGUUUAAGGUUGAUUUUCGUUUGACAGUUGAAUUUAGAUGACAAUAUGGCGGAUAUGACAUGACAACUCAAUAUGGCUGCCGAGUCGGGCUCGGUUGACAAAAGUGUAAUUUUUUGGUCAGCACUGAGAAAUCUUAAAACAAAGUGGUUGCAGAAAACUAUUCUUUGAAAACAUGUGCUCUCUUCUUAAACAUAAUAAAUUAGGCACAUAAUUUGAUUUAUAAAUACUAUAUAUGCAACUCCCUAUUUUUUUGUAAAUGUAUUAAAAUUCGUGUCAAAAUAAAUUAAUUCUGUAGGUAAAUAAAAUCCGAAUAGUGCAAUGUCAACAAAUAAUUGUCUUGUAUAUCUUUGCUUAUAAAAUUCUGUAAAAGAACGAUUUUAACAGAUUAUCUGCAACUUACCUAAAAGGACGAAGAAAACUUUAUUAAUUUUUUGCUAAAUUAAAUGCUAAUUAAAGCAAUUAAAAAGCAUUUUUGAAAAUUAUAAUGAAAAAAGUUCACCAAUACAGUAAUUUUUCUCCAACUAUUUUGAUUUAAGAGUAUCAAGUACUGUGCCAAAACAAACAAAAACCGCCUCUAUAAAUACGCGACGUAGGAUCGAAAGUUGAUUGACAAGUAU